Messenger RNA from Brassica oleracea var. oleracea, 813 nucleotides. RefSeq lists its product as uncharacterized. Lineage: Eukaryota; Viridiplantae; Streptophyta; Magnoliopsida; Brassicales; Brassicaceae. The record is from RefSeq and is a predicted model, not a curated record. The transcript has a single exon. The coding region runs from base 86 to 592 and encodes 168 amino acids.
UUUCUUCCUUCCCGACGGAAAACGAUAAUCCAAACGGGAUAAGUAUUGUUUGCUCAGAUUCUCAGAGAUUCAGAUUGAAAGACCCAUGACUCUGUUCCCGAUCUUAACCGCCUCGUUUCUCUUCCUCUUCUGCGCUCCGUUCACCACCGCAGCUCCAGACGGCGAUUUGCCGACGGCGUACACCCUCCUCCAAAGCUACAACUUCCCCGUCGGGAUUCUCCCCAAAGGAGUCUUGUCGUACGAUCUGGACGAAUCCACGGGGAAGUUCCACGCGUAUUUCGACAAGUCGUGUAGCUUCGCACUCCAAGGCUCUUACCAGUUGGAUUACAAAUCGACCAUCUCCGGCGUCAUAUCGGAGAACAAGAUCACGAAGCUCACCGGCGUGAAGGUGAAAGUUCUCUUCUUUUGGCUCAACAUCGUGGAGGUUAUCAGGGACGGAGACGAGCUCGAGUUCUCCGUCGGGAUCACGUCGGCGAACUUCGCGAUCGAGGAGUUUUACGAGUCGCCGCAGUGCGGGUGCGGGUUCGAUUGCGACGGGUUGAAGUCGAAAACGGAUAACUUGGGAAGAGACCAUUUUGUCUCUUCGGUCUGAAGGUUGCUUCUGCUUCAUUUGUAAUUUACGCAAAUGAUGGGACUUUCUUACAAAACCUGAACUCUUUGGAGGCUUUGGUUCUUGCUCCGAUCAUUGGACAAGUUCUUUGUUUCAACAAUUGGUUUAUUGUUCAUCUCUUCUUAGGAUCGUUCUAUCAAUCAACGUAUGUAUUGUACUUACAAUCAAUAAAAGUACAUUGAUGAAUGGUUUUGAGUGUUGCA